Messenger RNA from Exophiala viscosa, 1434 nucleotides. RefSeq lists its product as uncharacterized. Gene Ontology annotation, biological process: transmembrane transport. The record is from RefSeq and is a predicted model, not a curated record. Gene Ontology annotation, molecular function: transmembrane transporter activity. NCBI's taxonomy places the organism in Eukaryota, Fungi, Ascomycota, Eurotiomycetes, Chaetothyriales, Herpotrichiellaceae. Bases 1 to 1434 code for a protein of 477 amino acids. The transcript has 5 exons.
AUGGCUGUCAAAAUUCCAGGCGUUCCAGCGUUUCGUCUGAACUCACCAUGGUGGCAGAACUUCAUCAUGGGCAUCAUCAUCGGCUUGACAGCCGGGUUGUACCAAGCGCUCAACCUUCUCGGCGCCGGCGGCGGUCGACCAAACUCGUUCCAGACGGUCCAAGUGGUCAACGCCACCCUCUGUGCAGUCUAUUUCUUUUCCUCGAACCUUGGCGGCAGCGUACUGAACACGAUCGGGCCUGCUAUCACCGCCAUCUUGGGUAUUAUCGGCUUCGCCCUCUAUGUCGGUGGUCUCUGGUACUUUGAUCAGACCGGCCACGAAUGGUUCGCAAUUUUCGGAGGCGUCGCAAUCGGAAUUUCCGCUGGUCUUGUCUUUGUGACCAUGGGAUCGAUCGCCAUGUCUUACUCCGAGGAAGAAGAGCGAGGGUCCUUCAUUGCGAUUUCGGUCAAUCUCCAGGCGGUGGGCUGCGCUGUUGGAGGUAUCAUUCCAUUGAUCAUCAAUCGCGAUUCCACAGAAGCCGCCGGUGUGCCUGUGGCAGUAUACGUUAUCAUUAUCGUCAUGAUGGGCUGCGGCUGUUUACUUGCCUUGACACUCCGGCAUCCAUCCAAGGUCAUCCGAGAUGAUGGAACCCAAGUUGCCGUUCUGCAUGCUCGCGGCUUCCUUCAGGAGCUCAAGGCCAAUUUGGAAAUCUUCAAGGACUGGAGGCUUUUGAUCAUGAUCCCGGCCUUUCUCCCCUCAGAAUGCUUUCUUGUCUACAGCGGCUCAGUCAACGCUUACCACAACGAUCUGAGGACGAGAUGCCUUUUGUCGUUCUGCGCAGUUGUUGUGCAAAUCCCAUGUGGUUACGGACUGCAGAAGAUUCUCGAUCACAAGACAUGGACACGACGAAAGAGAGCAUUUGUCGGCCUGGCGGCCGUGGGCAUUCCAUUGAUGGGGGCCUGGAUCUGGGAGAUUGUGCGAGUCCGCAACUAUGACCGCUCGAACCCUCCGACCGAUCCGAUGGACUGGACUGACGGCAGAUUCCCGGCCAUUUUUAUUCUGUUUGUCUUGACUUGGUGUUCAAGCAUUCUCAUGCAGUACAUUAUCCUGUACUAUCUGAGCUGCUUGACCAACUCGCCGGUCAAAGCCGCCAAUUACGCGGGAGUGUAUCGCGGCUUCUUGGCCGGUGGAGAAGCCAUUAUAUUCGGCCUGGACUCGAUUGCCAUUCCAUAUAUCAAGGAGGCCGGCGUGCUCUUUACCUUCUAUGCUACUGGCAUACUGAUUUUCAUCUACCUGGCUGCCACUCAGAUCACUCAGACGGAAUACUUCACUGGCGAAGAGGGGGUCGUGAUACCAAAGCAUGUGGUUGAAGAGCAUCAGCAUGAACUGCACGACGUCAAGGGUGCUGACCUUGACCCGGAGGGAAACAUUGUUGUGGCAACAAAAGGCGAGUGA